Molecule: messenger RNA, 479 nt
Organism: Parasteatoda tepidariorum (common house spider)
Lineage: Eukaryota; Metazoa; Arthropoda; Arachnida; Araneae; Theridiidae
Product: U14-lycotoxin-Ls1a
Cellular component (GO): extracellular region
Molecular function (GO): peptidase inhibitor activity
Source: RefSeq, a predicted model, not a curated record
GCACAUUGGAUAUCGUUGUUCUUGAUAUGCAAUGUUUGCUUAGGUGAACAAUCAGUUAUUAGUUGUGUAAUUUUGUAUAAAGGGAAAAAUUUGACUUCGACUUUCUUCUUUUGCUGGAAGAUUCUCUGACAAAAAUAAAUCAUGAAGGCUGUUUUAAUAUUAUGUUUGAUUUUCUGCGUCGCGGCAGCAAGAGACUAUUGUCCAACAAAAGACCCAGCUGUCUGCGUUCAAGCGCUGAACGAAUGCUGCAAAGAUUCUGACUGUGAAGACCAGAUAUGCUGUACCGAAAACUGUGGUAAUAAAUGCAAAGAACCAGUUCCAAAGCGAACAAAUGGAGAGCGAGUGACUUAUGGUUCCAAGUGCGAAAUUGCUCCAUCUUAUCAGAAAUGCAAGUGAUCAGAUUAUUGCAUCAAUUUACAAAAUAAUUGGCUACAGUUUAUAGUUAAUUAGUGUUUUGAAUAAAAUAUUUCCUUACAAGA